Coregonus sp. 'balchen' is the source of this 14338-nucleotide messenger RNA. The record is from the annotation of a GenBank genome assembly. NCBI's taxonomy places the organism in Eukaryota, Metazoa, Chordata, Actinopteri, Salmoniformes, Salmonidae.
ACACACCCCAAAAAAACUUUCCCCACCCCUUUCCUCCCCAAAAUAUCUAAAUUACAGCUUCUUAAUGAGGUUCUCUACGAAAAAGUUGCUGCAGUUCAUUUGGAGUUAUCCGUGGUAGUUAAAACAACGAUUGCAAAUUACCAGGAAGAAAUCUCCCUUUUGAAACGUGCAAAUCACAUCUACGAAGACUGCUGGAUUUAGUUUUCAAAGCAGUUAUAAAGUUGCAUAGAUUAACAAGAAACAUGUUGCUAUAUUUCUAAUUGUCUAUUUCCUGCAUUUAAGUUUUCAUCAAAUUUCAUCCAUUCUCCUUCCCUCCAGACCUCCAGCAACUCACUCUCACUGAAGAGGAGGUAAACCCUAAGCAGCAGGAAUGGAGCCCUGUUCUGGGGCCGGUGGAGUCUGAUGCUGUAGUGGUCUAUUUGGGACUCUUUUAACCUCAUAACUGAGAAGAACCAAACAGAAUCUGAUGGCGAGAGCAACGGAGAAUCCGAAUCAACCAGUGACUCUGAGCUCCCCUCUGAAGUAAAUCCAGACAGUGACAACAGUGAAAGUGAUAAUGGAAGAGUGGAUAAAGUGACAGGGUUAAAGCCUCUCAAAUCAAAGAGACAAAGAACACAGCCAUCUGAAAUAUGAUGUGUGCGGAAAAUGCUUUGAGAAAGCAUGUAAUCUGAAACUGCAUCGGCACAAUGAGGAGAGACGACACAUGCGACACGUGGGAAAUGUUUCAUCCGGAAGGACCAUAUGACCCAGCACAUGAAGCUUCACACAGAGGAGAAAAAACAUUGCUGCACUGAAUGUGGCAAACGUACAGCCUGAAAAAUCAUAUGAGUACUCUUAGAGGGGAGGCUGUUCAAUGUGAUGUGUGUAGAAAAUGCAUGAUGACAGCAGGUGGUCUGAAAGUGCAUCAGAAAAAUAACACUGAGAAAUCGCAUCACUGCAAAGAAUGUGACAAUACCUACACCUUUAAGGGAGACCUGAUAAGGCAUAUGAGUAUUCACACUGGGGAGAAACCAUUUUGGUGCAAAGUAUGUGUCAAAUGCUUCAACGACAAGGGAAGCCUUCCAAAGCAUAUAAUGACUCACACAGAGGAGAAACCACAUCACUGUAACGAAUGUGGCAAAUGCUUCAGUCUGAAGGGAAGCAUGACAGCGCAUAUGAAGAUUCAUAAGUGGGAGGGACUUCAAUGUUAUUUGUGUUGAACUUACUUAAAGUUAAAAUCAAGUCUAAAAAGACAUCUGCGAACUCAUGGAAGGAAUAUUCACAAUGACUGAGAACACAUAAAAAUGCCCUUUGUGUAAAAUGUGUUGGAUGGAAGAGACUAUUAAGAGGACAUACCCCUCAGGUCACUGUUCUUGGUUAAAGGUACAGAUUGCGAUCUGGGAAUCUGUCCAAUGGUCAUAUCAAUUCAUACAACCUACCCAUUGAUUUUUUAUAGAUAUAACUUAUUAAUGCAUUAUGAGUUAAGCACAAUGUUUUGUCUUACCCUAUCAUAACCCAUAAACAUGUUAUUCUUUGUUUUAUUUCUCUGUUGUUUACAAACAAGAAGAAUGUUAACAGACAAUGAAUGGCUCCAAAUAUGAAUAAAAAAUUAUAAUGUGUGUCACGACUUUCAUUCCUUUUAUCUAGAUUGCGGUCUAUGAAUUUGAGAGGUUACAUUUCCCUAGCCCCAUCCCUCAGCUGUUUAUUAAAACAAGUGGCUGGGAUCCCAAUUUGUUAUUGUUUCAACAGCAGAUUGCCCAUUUAAGGUUGGAUAUGAAUAUGUGAGGGGUAAACGACAAGGGGCUAUGAGUUCUCUAGAAUUAAGGCACAAUGUUGAAGGUGUGUCACGACGCGCAGCUGAGCUCUUUAAUAUUAAUUAGAUGGUGAUAAUCUGAUGACUUUGUUUUGUACAACGCCCCUCGUGCCCCUCGUCACCACAAACGACUUCAAUGAAGGCAGUCUAAGACUACAGUAUGUAGCGAACGACAGAGCAUGUGUGAUAAUGUUACUAUUUAAGGACUAUCAUAUUGAAAACAUACUUUGUGUUGUACAUCGUUACAUUUUGAAUAAAUUGGGCAGAGCCCAGGGAAAGGAAGUUUCUCCAUUAUUGUUUGUACCAGGUGGAGAUCUAGACCUACAUCAUAAUAGUUUAUUUAACCUCUAUAGCACUUUUCAACAAAACAUAGAUUUUUGGGGUAUGUGUAUGACUAAGAAGAAAGAUUCAAAGAAUUUAGAUUGUAAAACGCCUUCUCGUUUUAGUCAUAAAUAUGGCUUCAGUAUAGGAUGAUCCAUACUGCAAAUGGGGGCAAAGUAUAGCCCGCGGGCUGUAUCCGGCCUGCCGGGCACUUCAAUCCGGCCCGUAAGACAUAUUUUAAAUGUAUUAAAUAUUAUUAUAUUUGAGUUACGAUUUUUGGCCUAAAAUUACUCAUUCCAUAAUAUACAAACAACCUCCAAUAGAUGGCGCUGUAGCCUGGCAGCGAGCUCUGUAUUUGGGCCUACAGUCAGAUUCAGAGUGCGCUCAGUCAUCAUUGCUUGACGACUUUUGACGUGAAAAAUGAGUGCUGCGAAAAUGAGAAAAGUGGACUCUGAAUGUCGUGUGUUUAAAGAAGAAUGGACAGCAAAAUACGUUUUACUAAUAUUGGAGAUAAGGCUGAUAUGUCAAGAAAGUGUUGCCGUUUUUAAGGAAUAUAAUCUCAAUCGUCAUUUUUCAAGCAAGCAUGCUAAAAGUGUGUUAAAGUUGUAAAAUGUUGUCAAAGUGGUUGUAAAACUUGUUAACUUUAUACGGGCAAGGGGGCUUAACCAUCGUCAGUUCAUUCAGCUGCUCAAUGACACAGAGGCAGAGCACCAGGACUUGUUGUACCAUUCAAAUGUGCACUGGCUAAACCUGGGAAAAGUGUAUUGCCGUGUGUGGGAACUGAGAGGGGAGAUAGGUAUGUUCUUUGAUACGGUUGGUAAAGCUGAAAGAGACAGACUGGCUGGGCGACUUUGCUUUCGGUGUAGACAUAUUGGGACAUCUGAACGAUCUAAAUGUGAAAAUGCAGGGAAAUUGUGUUUUUGUGCAUGAACUGUAUUCCAAUGUGAAAGCAUUCAAGGCCAAACUUCGUUGUUCUCCAGACAAAUGAGCAGCCGGUCUCUCGCUCAUUUUCCAACACUGGCAAUGAACGCGCACACAUCACAGUGCCGCACUGAGACAUACAGUAGCACUUUGAUCGACCUGCAUACUGAGUUUUCCUGCCGCUUCUCAGACUUCACCAAGAUUGAGACUGAGCUGGAGCUUGUAUCAUGCCCCCUGUCUUUCGACAGUGAGAAAGAACCACCAGACACACAUUUGGAGCUCAUCGACAUCCAAUGUGACAGUGCUUUGAAGGAGAAGUACAAAACAGAAACAAUAGACCAGUUCUAUGGCUUACUGAAUGAAACAAAGUUUCCAAACAUUAAAAAGCACGCCCAGAGGAUGCUUGUUUUAUUUGGGUCCACAUAUGUGUGUGAACAAACGUUCUCAGUCAUGAAUUACAACAAUUCCCAUCACAGGUCAAAUUUAACAAAUUACCACUUGUCAGCUGUUCUGAGAAUCUCUACAUCAAAGAUGACACCAGACUUUGAUGCCCUUGCCAAGAGAGGUGACCAGACCCAUUGUUCACAUUAAGACUUGAAUAACUGCAACUGGGCUACUGCUUUUUCAUGGUGAUGGUUAUGCAGUGAGAAUUAUCCAGCAAUGCACUUGGAUACAGGUAAUAACUAAUCAUUCAGAUAUGGGCUGAGGUGAUUGGAUAACUGUAAAUAUGGCUCACAAUAGAGAUGAGAAUUGUUCCUUAAUAUGCUUUCAAAAACAGACAAUUCCAAAUGAAACGGAUGCUCUUACCAUAUGUUUCACUCAAAUCUUAUAAUCCUUUUUUUUACACAUCUACUGUUACAUUUUGCAUGUCUUCAGUCAUAUACAGUGGGGGAAAAAAGUAUUUAGUCAGCCACCAAUUGUGCAAGUUCUCCCACUUAAAAAGAUGAGAGAGGCCUGUAAUUUUCAUCAUAGGUACACGUCAACUAUGACAGACAAAUUGAGAAAUGUUUUUCUCCAGAAAAUCACAUUGUAAGAUUUUUUAUGAAUUUAUUUGCAAAUUAUGGUGGAAAAUAAGUAUUUGGUCAAUAACAAACGUUUCUCAAUACUUUGUUAUAUACCCUUUGUUGGCAAUGACACAGGUCAAACGUUUUCUGUAAGUCUUCACAAGGUUUUCACACAUUGUUGCUGGUAUUUUGGCCCAUUCCUCCAUGCAGAUCUCCUCUAGAGCAGUGAUGUUUUGGGGCUGUCGCUGGGCAACACGGACUUUCAACUCCCUCCAAAGAUUUUCUAUGGGGUUGAGAUCUGGAGACUGGCUAGGCCACUCCAGGACCUUGAAAUGCUUCUUACGAAGCCACUCCUUCGUUGCCCGGGCGGUGUGUUUGGGAUCAUUGUCAUGAUGAAAGACCCAGCCACGUUUCAUCUUCAAUGCCCUUGCUGAUGGAAGGAGGUUUUCACUCAAAAUCUCACGAUACAUGGCCCCAUUCAUUCUUUCCUUUACACGGAUCAGUCGUCCUGGUCCCUUUGCAGAAAAACAGCCCCAAAGCAUGAUGUUUCCACCCCCAUGCUUCACGGUAGGUAUGGUGUUCUUUGGAUGCAACUCAGCAUUCUUUGUCCUCCAAACACGACGAGUUGAGUUUUUACCAAAAAGUUCUAUUUUGGUUUCAUCUGACCAUAUGACAUUCUCCCAAUCCUCUUCUGGAUCAUCCAAAUGCACUCUAGCAAACUUCAGACGGGCCUGGACAUGUACUGGCUUAAGCAGGGGGACACGUCUCGCACUGCAGGAUUUGAGUCCCUGGCGGCGUAGUGUGUUACUGAUGGUAGGCUUUGUUACUUUGGUCCCAGCUCUCUGUAGGUUAUUCACUAGGUCCUCGUGUGGUUCUGGGAUUUUUUGCUCACCGAUCUUGUGAUCAUUUUGACCCCACGGGGUGAGAUCUUGCGUGGAGCCCCAGAUUGAGGGAGAUUAUCAGUGGUCUUGUAUGUCUUCCAUUUCCUAAUAAUUGCUCCCACAGUUGAUUUCUUCAAACCAAGCUGCUUACCUAUUGCAGAUUCAGUCUUCCCAGCCUGGUGCAGGUCUACAAUUUUGUUUCUGGUGUCCUUUGACAGCUCUUUGGUCUUGGCCAUAGUGGAGUUUGGAGUGUGACUGUUUGAGGUUGUGGACAGGUGUCUUUUAUACUGAUAACAAGUUCAAACAGGUGCCAUUAAUACAGGUAACGAGUGGAGGACAGAGGAGCCUCUUAAAGAAGAAGUUACAGGUCUGUGAGAGCCAGAAAUCUUGCUUGUUUGUACGUGACCAAAUACUUAUUUUCCACCAUCAUUUGCAAAUAAAUUCAAUAAAAAUCCUACAAUGUGAUUUUCUGGAUUUCUUUUUCUCAAUUUGUCUGUCAUAGUUGACGUGUACCUAUGAUGAAAAUUACAGGCCUCUCUCAUCUUUUUAAGUGGGAGAACUUGCACAAUUGGUGGCUGUAUAUCCUUUGCCCACUGUAUAUCCUUUGCCUAAAUAAUAAAUGCUCUAGUAGGAGCAAACAAUUCUGCAGCCUGAGGUAUUUUAGCACUUUCUAAGGUAGUGGCAGCCGUGGUUAUUGCAUAAGCCCCUAAUGGUUUUUCUUGAGGUGAUUUUUGAGCAGAACCAUCCACAAAUUGUUCCAAAUCAGCAUUCAUUAAAGGCACAUCCGAUAAAUCGGGGUGUGGCUUACAGACCUGGUCAACUAGGACAGCACAAUCAUGGGGCUCACCUUCAUCGUCAGUUAGUAGGGACAUGGCACAUUGACAUUGCUACAGCUCUGAGGCAACACACCAACCCUCUCACCACACUGUCAAGUCUCUUAGGGUAGUAUGCAACAGGCCGCUGCUUCCCACUGUGAUCCUGUAUAAGGACAGAUUACAUAAAACCAUUUUUUUUUUUUUUUUUAUCAGACACCAAUGGAUUAAAUGGUUUAGAAUGAUCCGGCAAACCUAAACAAGGAGAAAAGGUUAGCAACUGUGUCACAUUUUGUCAACUGCCAGCAAACCCUCAGGAGUCCACUUUAUCUUGUCCUUCAUCUCCAUCUUGUGGCCAUGGGUGAAAUCAGAAAAUGGUUGAGUGAUUUCCGCCAUUCCUGUAAGUGACAACAUGUGUUAAACAGUUCAAACAGUUAAUCAUUAUGCAAUCAUUCAUUCACAAUCAUUCUGUUAUUGUGUGCGUCCACACAUUAAUUAAUGGGGUACCCCUCUAUAUUUGUUUAGUUCUCUAACGGUAUCUACAUUUCUUAACAGCAGUCAAAUGCUCUUAGAUCAAUCAGUUAAUUAAUUCCAGGCCUAUUUUAAAUUACAUUUGGUUCACUUAAAUUAAAUUCCAAAGAUCAGUCAACACAAUUCUCACUACUUAAAUUCAGUUCCCGAAAGUACAAGUAUUCUUAUUACACGUAUCAACUCACUUGAAAACCAGGAAUCGGUUACAUCAAGAACACCUUUUUCAAAUGUUGUACACAGGCCUUCUCUACACAAGGCUAAAAGCAUUUAACCUUUAAAACUUUGAAUUCUAAAGUCUUCACCGGUAGUGCUGUGAAAGCAAAGGUUAGCGGUUACAACACUGCUACAAAUAGCAGGUGGACAGAAAAUUGUAUUGUUGGAAAUCAGUCAUAACUCCUUCAGUCAGUAGCUUAGUUAUAAUUUUGUAAAACUACAGUCUACAAAAUAAAUCACAUCUAAAGCAAUGUUAAACAACUAUAACCCACUAACAGCAGUAAAUGCUUUUCAAGCAGUGCAUUUCUCUUACAAAAACAAUCAUCAAAAGAAAUCACAUAACAACGUAGUUGGAUUGGGAACCACUGGGGCACGGGCAAAGACAGCAUCAUUCACAGGUCUUAAUCUUGAACAAAACGCCAAUUCCCUGAGGCUUUUCUUACUGGCAAGAUAGGGGUGUUGCAAGGUGACUCUGGACACAGGACUAACGCUCCGUGCUCUAACAGUGAGGCAUGCACAGGUGUAAUACCUUCAAUAGCCUCUUUACUGAGUGGAUACUGUGCUUUGGAAGGGUGCCUGGUAUCUUUGGGAGUGACUACAAGGGGCUCAGCCUCCUUCAUCCUGCCAAAAUCAGAUGUAUCCCUUGCCCAUAGGCAAUCAGGGACCCCUCUCAAGAGGGGCGAGUCCUCACUCAAAAACAUGAUAUUGGUGACAAAGGAGGGCUGAUCAAGUCCAUGCACACCCCUCUCAACUGCUGUGUCCCAGUUGAGGGGGUAACAAUAUGUCAGUUUGCUGGGUGAAUAAGUUGACCCAUCUGAACACCUCCCAAUCAACAGCAUUGACCAGGCCCUUUAUCUAAACCCUAGUAUCCUCCCACUCAACUCUACAUGAUUUUGCCAGGGACACAUGUGGUGUACUAUCUUCAAACAUGUAGAGCUCUUUCUGUGCAGGGGUUAGAUGAACCCCCAAAGCACAGAAAUCACUGCUACAAUACAACCCUUCACACUGGAUAGAUUCUGGCGCUACACUUUCUAACAGCUAUUUGUUCUCAUAUCUCAGGUCUCUUGUCAAUGGUGAGAAAUGGGAGGUGCAAUGUAAGCCUGCUUCAGACAUGAAACUGCCCUCGUGACCCCAAUGGGUUUUGGCCCAUUGAGAAAACACAAGCCAUAUUGGGCACCUCAUUUAUCAACGUCCCAUGCAUAAUACCAGUCACAAAACUCAGACAUUAACAUCAGUUGCUCCCCCUCUUCCUCCUCCUCCUUCUUGAAUAACGGUUCAACCGGUUCGGCCACAUGUUAUGUUGAUGCCCAGUUUACACAGGAGGUCCCUGCCCAUCAGAUUGACAGGACAGUGGUCAGAGUAGAGAAAUUGAUGCUGACACUUCUCCUCACAAAAGGAGACAGGCAGAGGUAUAGUUACAUGCUCUCUGAAUGGGAGGACUCAGCCCCUACAGUUUUGACUGUUUCGCUAGACAUGGGAGGUUUUGUCCAUUCAUACUCUGUCAGUCUCUCCCUGACUUUCUCUAAUAUUGUUACAGUGUCCCUGUCAACGGAAAACCACCUUAUCCGUAAUUUCACCUGGUCCAGAAUGUCUCUUCCCCACUUAUCUACACAUAACCUUCAGGGCCCCCGUGGGGGGAUCUGGAAUACCAUGUCCCUUGCUCCUGUGUACUCCCAUGGUUCCUGUUCCACUCACACACUCACAGAUUACACAGACACACACACACAGGGGUAGACAAACAGAGAAAACCAGUUAGCGAUAUCUCCAUUAAAAUAUUGCCUAAUUAGUGGCCCCAGAACGGGGUGUUAUCUCCACACGGGGAUAUCGCCUACUGUGGUACAGACUUCACCAAGUGCUGGCUUCUACACUGGCUCCUCCAGGGCAUACCUGGCUAGCACAUUUAAAAUAAUCGGACUUCACCUGUUCUGAGGCACACCCUUGAGACAGAGGUCCUUCAUCCAAUGGGACUUCACCAAGUGCAGGCUUAUCUACAGACACUCUGGCCCCUCGUCCCUACAGACCGCACCAAUCCCCACUGUAAUCAAUUCAGUGUCAGGGCGGCUCUAAGUCACCCGCAACUGACCAGUGGCAGAGUAUCUUUGAGUCUGACAGUGCUCUCAGAUUACUCUCCUCUGACUCGGCCCCGCUUACACCUCCAAGAUGCCCCCUCUCACAGGAAUACACACUCAGAGCCCAGGUAACAGAGGAUUUUCUUAAAAACUUGACUUUGUGUGGUUCGCUCACCUCCUUUUCAAUAAUGAGGAGAGACAAGGUCAAUCAUCAAUCAGGAUAUUGGUGGAUCAUCUUGCUCCCCUCUCUCAAUACUAUGUUUGAGAUCUGGUAUCCACCCGUGCCCGCUUCCUCUCAGAUCUUAGGUGGUCCAGCUGCUCCAUCAGGAGUGCGGCUCCCCUGAGAUCCCAUUUUGGGGAUCCCCUGUGCACAGUUUACUGAGAUCAUCAGGAGCGACCAACAGGUGAAGUUACAGAUCCCAUCCUCGUCGCCAAAUGUGGUGGAUAUUUUAAAUACUAGUCAGAGUUAUACUUAAACUAACUCUUUAUUCAAAUAACUUAUCGAUAAGGGAGCUGGUCGCAAUACCCACACAACCAAGUGGAUAGAGUGAGAGCCCAACGAACAGGAAAUGCUGACGUCUUAUAUAGUGGACCUAAAAAUGCUUAGUUCCACCCCUCCCCGGCAGAUCAGGAGCUACCUUGUUUUCUUCUUGUGGUUAUGUGUAUCGGGUCAUAGAACACAAACAAGUGAUAAUGUUAGCUCCGUUACUGCCCAUAUCUCCACACAGCUGUGCCCUUGGAAGAUAGUAAAAGACAGGAUGAACUGAAAAACUGUGGUCACUCUGAGGCUCUUUUUCUUAUGCCGUGUGACCAGGUUACUCAGAAGCAACGAGAAAUUGAAACAAUACAGGUCUAUCUGUUCCUCAAGUUUAUCUCUAUCGCAUGUCCUUGACUACACGCCUAGACCAGCUGCAGGGAGCUAGAGGGAACCAUCCUUAUGAAAAGCACAGCAUUGGUAGUUAAGAAAUGUCUCUACUAUUGUUAAGCAUAUUAAUUGUUAACUAUUAAUAUUAAACAAAUCAGGUUAAUACGUGAUUUUUUCCCCACACACAAUUUAAAAAAAAUGUGUUUGCAUGAUUAUUGCCUAAGCAAAUUAAUAUCCAUGUAUCCUAUCUGUGCUUAGAGUUCAAAACAGUCAAACUAAGCUAGCAGUCCUAUUGAAGCAUACAGUUUAGUAGACGCUCUCAUCCAGUGCAACUUCCAUAAGCAAUUAGGGUUAAGUGCCUUGCUCAAGGGCACGUCAAAAGAUUUUCACCUAGUCUGCUCAGUGAUUCAAACCAGCAACCUUUCAGUUACUGGCCCAACACUCUAAACCACUAGGCUGCCUGUGCCCCAUGUUCUCAGAAUGUAAUUUAAUUAUCUUCAAAUAACCUAUAAUUUCCGUUCUCAAACCGUUAAUAAAACCUACCUGGAAAAUGUUCAGGGAACCAUAGUAAAGCGUUCUCAGAACAUCCCUGCAACCUAAAAAUGUACAUUCCCAAAACAGGCAACAUUUUCACUUCCGUUCUCAGAACGUUUAAAAAACGGUCCGUUUUACCGGUCAGGAAACUUACGGCUUUGUUCCCAGAACCAAUGGGAAACCGAAAACUUAAGCUCCCACAACUUCCAAGGAAACAAAUGUGCUAGCUGGGUAUCUAGCAACUCUUGAGCAGGAAAAAAAACAAUAACUUCUCCCACCCCUUUCCUCCCCAAAAUGUCCAAACUACAGCUACUUAAUAAGGUUCUCAAUGUAAAAUGUGCUGCAUUUCCUUUGGAGAUAUCCGUAAAAGUUAAAACGACAAUUGCAGAGUACCCGGAAGAAAUCUGCUUUUUUCAAAUGGGCAAAUGCACACGAAGACUGCUGGAUUUGGUGUUCAAAAGUUGCAUAGAUUGGUGACUACCAGUGUUACCAACUAUUUUUCAGUGAGAAUCGCCAUUGGCUCCUUGACUUGUCGCUAGAAGUCACUAGAUGACGUUUUGCCAUUGCCGUGACGAAGUCACAGCACUAAUUUGCCUUGCUGUGGCACAACUGCGGUCCCCGAAGUAGCGUUUUCGCCAGCUCUGCCACCGCACACCACCUCCCCUUGUGCUUCUCUGCCUGUGUGUGCACUGUUGCUCUGACUUCUGUUGCACAGACAGCUUCUCCGAAUCUUGCUUGCGGCAGAAUUGAGUGGAAAAAUAAAUCCUCUGUGUCAAAACUCCCCAAGGCAGCCUGAAAAGUAGCUGAAUUUGUCGCUAGCCUCUUUUACCAAUAGAAGGUCGCCGGAGGGGUCUGAAAACUCGCUAAAUAUAGCAACAAAGUUGCUAUACUGACAACACUGGUGACUACUUCUCUCUAUUUGACUUUCUUUUUACAUUGUAGCCAAAGAAGAGAAGAAAUGUGGAAACAAAUGCGGUUGUAUGAAAUUAGAUUCUCCUUGUCCACUAGUGAGUCAUAAAGCAACAUCAGAAGCAGCAACAAAUGGCUUGUUCAAAACAACUGGGAACUCGUUACUGGAAACUCCGAAAUCUCAGACUUCCGACUUGUUCAAAAAAAGUGGGAACUCGGGGAAAAAAACUUGCUCCGACUGGGAAAAACCUAUUUGAAUGGUCAUCCAACUCUGAAUUCCAACUCGGGAACUGUGGCCUCUUUCUAGAGCUCCGACUUUCCGACCUGAAGAUCACUGAUUUCAUGAUUUGACCUCAUAUUUUUCAGAGUUUCCAGUUGUAUUGAACGUGACGAUAGAAACAAGAAGCAAAGUGUCACUAGCCACCUAAUCAUGAUGAUGCAAAAUGCAUCAUAUGAAGUAAAACGGAAGUGAUACUUUGCUUCUUGAAAGUCCAAUAUUUACACUAAAUGACCAAAAGGAUGUGGACAUUUGUUCGUCGAACGAUUGGGAAACAUGCAUAUGAAUGACACAUGCUAAGUUUAUAAAUCUCAAUAUAUUUACGCAUUCUUUUCAGAAAUGGUGUACACGGAUAUUUAGUGUGAAAGUAUAUAAAUGAAAGUUUAUAUGAGGCCCCUAAUCUCGAACAAAUUUGUAACAAUUGAGCAAUGAGGUUUUGUGGCAUGUCCCUUUAGUUUCCCCCUAUCCACUGUUUCUGAGGCAAACAGAUUAUUUCUCCCAUCCAAUUUGCCAGGGUCAAAUUUCAGUAGUGUCAGUGCAGUAAACUGCACACAAGAUGGCGCCAUUUACCACUUUAUAAUGACCAAAUCUGCUAAGAAUUAGAAUACCAAUUAACUAACUAUUAAAUCCACAAAAUGUUGUGCAUUUGAUUAGUGGAUGCAUAAUCAUCUAGGGUGGUAACUAAUGUCAAUACAUUUUAGGCUUAGCCAAGCUUAAUCUGUAGGCUAUAAAGAUAUUGAAUUAAACAAAUACCAAAAAUCAAGAAAUAUGUAACAAAAUAUUUAAUUUAUACCCCCGAAUGUUUACAUAAUCCCAUACAAAAUGUGCACUCAUGCCUCAUGAGCUUAGUACAGCUGUCUUACCCCAUCAUAACUCAACAUAUGAAAUUGUAAACAAACUAUGUAUAGCUUUAAAUGUGGUUAAAAAGUCCAUGUCUUUCUCAUUCCGGACUGCAGCUUUAAAAUGAGGGGAACAUAAUUUGCAGUGCGCCCAGUUCCUGUGCCUGUUGUUGACGGGUGGGAGUUUCCCCACAUACAGUUUGAAGGAAACACCAGAGGAUGUCCUUUUCCUGAUUCCUAAACCAUGAAGUUUGUGUUGUGUGUAAUUGGGGUGGGGGGGGGGGUGGACGGGUGUGGGUGGGUGUAACUCUCUCUAAUACCUGCUGUUAGGAAUGUUACAAUGUAUUUCCUUAAUAUGUUAUUACAAAAUAGCUAGCCCACUAUUUUUCAACCACGGUGACAAACAAGAUACAAAUACAAAUCUGCAUAUCAAUAGCCCUAUGUUCACAAUAUAAGCUCAAUAAAAAAAUUGGCCCUGCUUUCAAGGUAGAAGAUAUGUCAGCCAAUAGUGCUAUAAUAGAGUGGAGGUGUCAUAAUACCCAUAAAACCUAGUGGUCAAACAGGGAAAUGGUUCCAAUCGUUUUUCCACCAUUCAUUUUUCCCAUAGGGGAUUUUAGAAACACUUCAAAAAAGGGCUGUGUUUUGUUUAGGCUUAUCCUGGCAUGACAUUUUGAUAACCAUGUAAAUCUCUCUCGGACAAGGGGACUUUUAUCAAUAUAUUUGGCUCUAUUUACUCUCAGAAAUCGAAAAUGAUAAUUAGCAUCAAAGUAGACAUCAUGCAAAACUACAAAUCCCUGCAGGCUCCUGCACGUUAUCUCUAGCUGACACCUUUGCUAACAGGUAUUGUGUCAAUUUAUAACUUGCACAAGACAGUUCACUGAAUUGUCUAUUUAAAGAAAUGUAGCCAAUGUAUUCAUUACUACAUUUAGCAAACAUUAGAUAGUUAAUCCAGAUUCUUACCUUUGCCUCGAUUCAGCAGUCUCGUCCAGAUCAUUUGUAAUUCUUUAUGAUAGCCACAUUAGCAGCUAAUUAGCACUUCAUUUUUGGGGGGUAAUGUCAUGACUUCCGCCGAGGCUGCCUCCCCUCCUUGUUCGGCCAGGCUUCGGCGUUCGUUGUCACCGGCUUACUAGCCACUGCCGCCCCAAUUAUCAUCAUCACAUUUGUCUUUUCUUGUCAAUCACACACACCUGGUUCUAAUCCCCUCAUUAGUCUGUGUAUAAGUGUUCCCUCUUCCCCCUUGUCCUUGUGGGUGAUUGUUUGAAUGUGAAAGUAGUGUAGCUCGGUGGAGCUACUCGUACCAUUUUGUUGCCAGGGUAGAUAUUUCCCCUGUGCCUAUGUAUUAUAUGGAGAUACAGUUACAGUGUAUUGCCAGGGUAGAUUUUCCCCUGUGCCUGUUUCGUUUGUCGCUAUUCCAGCGUAUUUUGUGUAACGAAGGAAUCAACUCUGUAUUCGGUGAUUACCCUCCUGCGCCUGACUCCUUCCAUCACACUCAUCACAGUUAAAUACAGGUGAAUAUAUUGAUAAAAGUCACCUUGUCCUAGAUAGAUUUACACGGUUAUCAAAACGUCAUGCCAGGGUAAGCCUACACGAAACACAGCCCUUAUUUGAAGGUUUUCUCAAAUCCGCUAUGGGAAAAAUGAAGGGUGGAAAAAUUAUUGGAACCAUUUCCCAGUUUGACCGCUAAGUUUUAUGGGUAUUAUGACUCAUACUGUGGUACUCUAUAAGGACACAGGGCUGCUGUCAAUGGAGAAGGACGAAGCAGCUAGUCUGCCUAUGGAGGAAUGAGCCUGACAGCUGGUAGGUAGAAUCCUACUACACCACCACUCUACUAGGUCACAUGGUUGCCUCCUUACUAUCCCUCUGAUCCUCUCGCUCUCUCUCGCUCUAAUUCUGUGCAUGUGUACAGUCAUUGGUGUACAGUGAGGGCGAGAGGAAGGGGGAGGGGAGAAAUGGGAAGGAGGAGGAGCAGCUGAGUUGAGAGAGAGGAGAGGCACAGAGGGAUUGGUCUGUGAGCCCAGCUCAACGACAGAGUGAGAGGUUGAAAAGAGUGUGGAGAGAAAAAUAGUCAAGUUCCUUAUUCUCUGUCGGGUGUGGAGAAACGAGACAAGGAAGGAGUGAUAGAAGAGAAGAAAAGGAGUAGAUAGAUCCACUACAUCGAAGAACGAGCUAUCCAGUGGACGUUGGUGGCUUUGCUGUCACAGGAAAGGGAGGAGGGGAGGAGAAAACAAGGGAACAUGCUGGUCACGGAGGGACGGAGGAGUGUGUGUGCGAGUGUGUAUCCUGGCGUCUGUGUUUGAGGAAGAGAAUUCCGGCGAUUCAGUGCAAUGCUAUGGACUAGGAGCCAGCUGGAGUCUUGCUGAAGACAUGGCC